AUGGAUUCUCUUGGUGGCUAUCUCCCCUACGCCGUUUCAGGCCUUAUUGCUGCUGGCUCCGCAUACUUCUUCCUUAACCGCAAGAAACCUAUUCUCGACCCCAAGGCUUACAAGAACUUUAAGCUUGUUGAAAAAAUCGUCAUUUCGCACAACACUGCAGUAUACCGUUUCGCGUUGCCUCGCAAGGACGACAUUCUUGGAUUGCCAAUCGGUCAACACAUUUCCGUCAUGGCCGAGAUCAACGGCAAGGAGAUCUCGCGUAGCUACACACCCACCAGCUCGGACGAGGAUUUGGGUCACUUUGACCUCUUGAUCAAGUCUUAUCCCACUGGCAACAUCUCCAAGUUGUUUGGUGAGCUCAAGCUCGGUGAUUCGGUUGCUGUGCGUGGUCCCAAGGGAAACUUCAACUAUCAACCCAAUAUGGUCCGUGCUAUUGGCAUGAUUGCUGGUGGUACUGGUAUCACUCCCAUGUUGCAGAUUAUCCGUGCUAUCUGCAAACAUCCUGAAGACAAGACCAUCGUCAACCUUAUCUUUGCCAACGUGAAUGAAGAGGAUAUCCUUCUCAAGAAGGAAUUGGAUGAUUUGGCUGCCAAGCAUGACAACUUCAAUGUAUACUACGUUUUGAACAACCCUCCUGCUGGUUGGACAGGUGGUGUUGGUUUUGUCACCGCUGAUAUGAUCCGUGAACAUUGCCCUGCUCCUGCCAAGGAUGUCAAGAUUCUCUUGUGUGGUCCUCCUCCCAUGAUCAAGGCCAUGACCACGGCAACGGGUGAAUUGGGUUAUGACAAGCCACGUGCUGUGAGCAAGCUUGAGGAUCAAGUUUUCAAGUUUUAG
This is a messenger RNA of Lichtheimia ornata, 834 nucleotides long. RefSeq lists its product as uncharacterized. Gene Ontology annotation, molecular function: oxidoreductase activity. The transcript has 7 exons. Bases 1 to 834 code for a protein of 277 amino acids. The record is from RefSeq and is a predicted model, not a curated record. NCBI's taxonomy places the organism in Eukaryota, Fungi, Mucoromycota, Mucoromycetes, Mucorales, Lichtheimiaceae.